Molecule: messenger RNA, 867 nt
Organism: Fusarium sp. VM40
Lineage: Eukaryota; Fungi; Ascomycota; Sordariomycetes; Hypocreales; Nectriaceae
Source: the annotation of a GenBank genome assembly
AUGGCGCCUCGAAAGCGUGCGCGGGCUAGCACCCAAACUGCUGCGACACCAACACCCGCGCGAGACGACGAUGCUAUGGACGUUGAUACUCCCCAGACUGGCGACCAAGAGGCGUCCAGUGAGACAAAGGAGCAAGAACCAGAUAACAACUACAACGAUCUUUGGACAGACGAUCAAGUGGCUUCAUUAUUCAAGGGUGUCAUUCGUUGGAAACCAGCCGGUAUGCACAGGCACUUUCGAAUGAUAGCGAUCUCGGAGCACCUGCGGAAUCACGGCUUCGACCCUGAUCUAUACCAACACACACGCAUUCCUUACAUCUGGCAGAAGCUCAAGACCUACUACAAUCUCGAGGUAAUUGAUGAACGAGAGAAUUUUGACGAAGACGAAACCGAAGAUCGAUACAACGAAUUUUCUCUACCCAAAGACCAAUUUUUUGAUGCUAUGAUGGCACGCGCCGCUGCCGACCCUAGCGAAGCACCGACGUCACCCGCCCAACUUGACCUCUCACCACCAUCCUCACCAGCCAAGAAGCGCAAGAGAGGUGAUACCAAGACCAGAGGUACUUCAGUAGAAGAUACAGAGGACGGUACGGACGCCCCUUCACCAGCGCCUAAAUCGAAACGAAGCGCCUCGCGACAGAAGAAGAAGGCCACGCCGGCCAAGGCCGAGAAGCAAGAAAAAGCCGAGACUACAGAAGAGGAAGAGGAAGACGAGGAUGAAGAAGAGGAGAGUGGAAGUUCAUCUGGUGAUAGUGAAGAGAGCGCCGAGGAGAGCGAAACACAAGUUUCCAAGUCGACACGAGGUGCCAAGAAGGGCCAAAAGGUUAUGACUACGAAAGCGAAGGCCAGACCUAAGAGGAAGCGUUAA